AUGAAGCUGCUAGUUGUUUUCAGAGUGUUUAUUGUGGUACUGUUGGCAGCAGUGCAAGGAAUCACUUCGUCACCUCCAAAGUACGCCUAUAAACGAGCUAUCUAUGGAGGAAUCGGAGGAAUCGGUUACGGAGGUCUGGGAUACGGGGGAUAUGGGGGAUAUGGAUAUGGAGGAUUGGGAAUUCCCGCCAUUUCUUCUGGAUUAGGAGCGGCCAUUGGAGGUCCUCUGAUUGCUCCUGCCAUUGCCGCACCCGCCAUUGCUGCACCAGCCAUUGCGGCACCGGCGCUGGCAGCUCCGUCCAUUUCACUUGCCCCAACAAUCACACGAAACAUUCAUACGCACACCACGAACACGGUAUCCCAACCGGUACCGGUUCCGGUACCGACUCCGUAUGCCGUUCCUGUAACGCGAAACGUUCCCGUUCCAGUGCAAGUGCCCGUGCCUGUGCCUGUGGAUAGACCUUAUCCGCAGCCAGUUCCCGUGCCGGUCCACAUACCGCGACCAUAUCCGGUACACGUUCCCGUAGAUCGGCCAGUGGCCGUUCCUGUACCGCAACCGUUCCCGGUCACUGUCACCAGAACCGUCCCGGUGACCGUUCCGCAACCGGUCCCGGUUCCCCAACCAGUUCCCGUUCCACAACCUAUCCCAGUGCCACAGCCCGUUCCAGUACCACAACCUAUUCCGUACCCGGUUCCAGCGCCGGCACCAGCAAUCGCCUAUGCUCCAUCGUAUGCGCCAGCCAUUGCUGCUGCACCAGCCAUCGCACCGGCCAUCGCACCAGCCAUCGGACCGAGCAUCGGUCCCAUCAUAAGUGGCGGAGGAGGUCUCAUCGGUGACGGCAUCAUUAGCGGAGGCGUCCUCGGAGGGCAAAUCAUCGGCAGCGGGGCUCCACUGUUGUCCUCCGGCAUCGGCGGUCUGCACGGCAUCGGCCUGUCAGGCUUUGGACUAAAGAAAUACAUCAGAUAA
Sabethes cyaneus is the source of this 966-nucleotide messenger RNA. RefSeq names its product tetra-peptide repeat homeobox protein 1-like. The record is from RefSeq and is a predicted model, not a curated record. The coding region runs from base 1 to 966 and encodes 321 amino acids. The transcript is spliced from 3 exons. NCBI's taxonomy places the organism in Eukaryota, Metazoa, Arthropoda, Insecta, Diptera, Culicidae.